Scaptodrosophila lebanonensis is the source of this 419-nucleotide messenger RNA. Its product is annotated as ctenidin-1-like. The coding region runs from base 20 to 319 and encodes 99 amino acids. NCBI's taxonomy places the organism in Eukaryota, Metazoa, Arthropoda, Insecta, Diptera, Drosophilidae. The transcript is spliced from 3 exons. The record is from RefSeq and is a predicted model, not a curated record.
GCAAACUGAAAUAAUCAAAAUGAAACUUUUUAUUGUAUUCUUCGCCCUGAUUUCGGCGGUCCUGGCCAUGCCCCAAUUCGGUCGCGAAGGUCAUAGAGGUCAUGGUGGCGAGGGAGGUUUCGGAGGCGGUAAUUUCGGCGGUGGCAACUUUGGUGGUGAACAUCGUGGCGGUUCCGGUUUCGGUGGACAUCGUGGAGGUGAAGGUGGCUUUAGAGGAGAAGGUGGCUUUGGAGGACCAGGAGGUGGUUACGGAGGACAAGGUGGUUUCGGAGGACCAGGAGGUGGCUUCGGAGGACCUGGUGGUUACAAUCGCGGCUAAUAUGUCUUAAAUAAAAUCGACUUUUGAUCGAAAUACUUUCUUUGUUAUUUAUUCAUCUGAUUGCCUAAAAAUAAAUGUGAGGACAAACAAAUCCACUAAA